CUGCUCAGUCCCUCAGAAAAGUGAGGUCACAGAGCAAACCGCUGCCCCCCAUUGGAGAGACAGGCAGACCCGGAGAAUCACAACUUACCUGAGCAGAAAUCUGUGGACAAACCUCCAUGAAAGUCAUACCAAGGUGUGCCAUGGCUGGGUGGAGCUGCCUCGUGACGGGCGCAGGAGGCUUCCUGGGGCAGAGGAUCAUCCGCUUGUUGGUGGAGGAGAAAGAGCUGCAGGAGAUCCGGGCGCUGGACAAAGUCUUCAGACCGGAAUUGCGGGAGGAAUUUUCUAAGCUCCAGAGCCAGAGCAAGCUGACCUUGCUGGAAGGAGACAUUCUGGAUGAACAGUUCAUGAAGAGAGCCUGCCAGGGCACCUCGGCUGUCAUUCACGCCGCCUCUGUCAUUGACGUCUUCAAUGUCAUUCCGAGAGAGACCAUCAUGAAUGUCAACCUGAAAGGUACCCAGAUCCUGCUGGAGGCCUGUGCCCAGGCCAGUGUGCCCAUCUUCAUUUACACCAGCACCAUAGAGGUGGCCGGGCCCAACUCCUACCGGGAGGUCAUCCAGAACGCCUCUGAAGACCAGCCUCUGGAAACCACGUGGUCGGCUGCAUACCCGUACAGCAAGAAGCUUGCCGAGAAGGCUGUGCUGGCCGCGAAUGGGUGGGCUCUUAAAAAUGGUGGCACCUUGUACACGUGUGCCUUAAGGCCCAUGUAUAUCUAUGGGGAAGGAAGCCCCUUCCUUUAUGGCUUUAUUGAUCACGCCCUGAAGAACAAUGGCAUCCUGCCACACAACAGCAAGCUCUCCAUCGUCAACCCAGUGUAUGUUGGCAACGUGGCCUGGGCCCACAUUCUGGCUCUGAGGGCCCUGCGGGACCCUGAGAAAGCCGCAAACAUCCGAGGACAGUUCUACUACAUCGCAGAUGACACGCCACACCAGAGCUACGACCACCUCAACUACACUCUGAGCAAAGAAUGGGGCUUCUGUCUGGAUUCCCGGAUGAGCCUGCCUGUCUUGCCGAAGUACUGGCUGGGCUUCCUGCUGGAAAUAGUGAGCUUCCUGCUCAGUCCCAUUUACAGGUAUCAGCCCCCCUUCAACCGCCACACGGUCACCUUGUUAAACAGCGUCUUCACCUUCUCCUACAAGAAAGCUCAGCAAGAUCUGGGGUACCAGCCUCUCUUCAGCUGGGAGAAAGCCAAGCAGAAAACCAUGGACUGGAUUGGCUCCCUGGUGGAGCGGCACAAGGAAGCCACGAGAACCAAGACUCGCUGAGGCGGGUGACGCGGGGGUGCAUGUGGGUAUUGUCAGUGGGUGGCUGUCGGUGUCCCCUUCUGGUGCAUCCCUGUUAUGAGAUGCCAUCUCAUUGCCUUCUUCCUACCAGCAGUCACUGGCCUAGCGAAGCUUUCCGCCCUACCCACCCUCCAGAGGACAAAGUGAUUUCCUGCAACUGCUGGUCCCCACGUCCCAGUUGCUGAUCCUGAAACUAUUCGGGCCUCUUUUCAUUUAGGUUUCUGCGUAUUCGUUUCAUUUCCUUUGCCAAUUACAAAAUCUUUUUAAAAUUCCUAUCCCUUUACACAACUCGGUGGAAAGAAUAAUAAAUGU
Myotis myotis is the source of this 1592-nucleotide messenger RNA. It is a transcript of the gene HSD3B2, whose product is annotated as hydroxy-delta-5-steroid dehydrogenase, 3 beta- and steroid delta-isomerase 2. NCBI's taxonomy places the organism in Eukaryota, Metazoa, Chordata, Mammalia, Chiroptera, Vespertilionidae. The coding region runs from base 117 to 1262 and encodes 381 amino acids. The record is from RefSeq and is a predicted model, not a curated record. Gene Ontology annotation, biological process: steroid biosynthetic process. The transcript is spliced from 4 exons. Gene Ontology annotation, molecular function: 3-beta-hydroxy-Delta5-steroid dehydrogenase (NAD+) activity.